Messenger RNA from Zophobas morio, 1636 nucleotides. RefSeq lists its product as uncharacterized. The record is from RefSeq and is a predicted model, not a curated record. The transcript has 2 exons. The coding region runs from base 60 to 1289 and encodes 409 amino acids. Lineage: Eukaryota; Metazoa; Arthropoda; Insecta; Coleoptera; Tenebrionidae.
GUUGACAGUCAAUACUUGCUCAUCAGCCAAUCUGUUUAGUUCGCGCCAGUUCGUGAAACAUGGAAGCGUUAAAAGCACGUGCCGAUUUAACAUCACUAAUCGAAAUCGUUUCAAAAGAAAAUGAAAUCAACAAUUAUACAAUUACCAACGUGCAAACAAACCAGAAAGGCGAGGGAUACCUUGGACAAAUUUUCAUUGUCAGUGUCAAGGAUGCGAAGAGCGAAAAACAGCUGGAAAUCGUAGUAAAGGCAGCUUUUACAGACGAAAAAGUGCGGACAAUGGUGCCGAUUAGAAUGUCUUUCCAAAGCGAAAUUUAUUUUUACACUGACGUGUUGUCAAGUUUUCAAAAAUUUGAAAAAGAACGAGGACAAUCCACACACGUUGAGAUGGUGCCCAAGUGUUUAAAAGUUUCUGUGAAGGACGAAGAGGAAGUACUAAUUUUGGAAAACUUGAAGGCUUCUGGGUUUGAGAUUUUUGAUAAAAAGCUCGUUUUGGAUGAAGAUCAUGUUCGACUGAUUUUUAAAACGUAUGGGCGGUUUCAUGGUUAUUCAUUUGUUUUGCGUGAUCAGAAUCCUGAGGAGUUUGAGAAGAUCGCUAAAGGAUGUUCUAAUGUUUAUGGGGAAUUUUUUAAGAACGAAUACUUUGCUAACCAUAUGGCUGAGAUGGCUAAGAUGGCAAAAGCAACAUUGUUACCCGGAGAAGAUGACGAAAUUAUCGAAAAAUAUGAAAAAUACUCCAGUACAAACCUAACGAAUAUUUUAAUGGAUAUUAUAACAAAGGAUAUGGAUUAUUCGGCAAUUCUACAUGGAGAUUGUUGGAGUAACAACAUGAUGUUCAAAUACGAGAAUUCCGCCAAUGAAAAAAAACCUAUAGACAUGCGACUGAUAGAUUUUCAGUUGAUGUUUGUUGGUACUCCUGUCUGCGAUCUGUCGUACUGUUUAUACUCUGGAGCUUCCAAGAAAGUAUUCGACAAUUUGAAUGACUAUCUUGAAGUUUAUUAUGACAGUUUUUCGUCUUUCGUGAAAAGUCUGGGGAGUGAUCCCGAAAAACUUUUCCCGUUUUCAGCGCUGAAAGACCACUGGAAGAAAUACUCAAGAUUUGGUUUGAUCAUGGCUCUAGCAGUUAUAAAAAUGAAGUUGACACAUAGUGAAGAUAUUGUUGAUUUAACCGAUGAUAUUGAAAUGGAUCAGUUUGCUGAGAUUAUGGCGAAACAAAAAUUUGAUGCAGAGAGUUAUAAUAAACGGGUGCGGGGGCUUUUAUGGCAUAUGUCUGAAGUUGGUGCGCUCUGACGGUAUUCUGUUAAUAAAUAGGAUACGCAAUUGGUAGUAUUGGUACAAUAUAAAACUCGUAAAUUAUUCAAGGUUAGUUGUUAAAAUGAUCGUUAAUAGUUGCGACAUUGAACAAAAUGUUUUUCAUCACUGUGAUUUUAUGAUGUGAUAAGCACGAUGUGAAAUAAUUUUUAUUAUUCUAUUUUUGGUUUCAUUAAUAAUUGUUAAAUCUUAUCUUGCCUGUAUUUAAUAAUUUUGAGCGUUCAUGAAUCGUUUUAUACAUAAAAGAGGAAUUCAGAUGAACAUCACAAAUUAUUUAUUAUAAUAUCACUCAUAAAUACUUAGAUUAAAAUAUGUACAUAUCUAUA